AUGGGGGUCUGGGGGGCACGGAGGGGCAUUGUGGGGGCACUGGGGGCCGAGGCUCUGGGGGGCACGGGGGCUGCUGGUGGAGUCCAGCAGCCGCCCUCCCUCGCCUGGCCGUCAGUGAGCGCUCCCGGCCCCGCCUGCUGGCCGAGUACCGGGAGCUGCGGGCGCUGCGGGACCGCGCCCAGCGCGAAUCCUCGCGGCGCCUGGCGGAGACGCGGGCGCUGCUGCAGCGCGCGCGCGGCCGCCGAGGAGGCGCGGAGGAAAGAGACCCUGCACGGCCAGCUGGUGGCCGAGCUGGCGGCGCUGCCCCGCGACGUUUCCCGGGCCGGGUACACGCAGCGCAUCCUGGAGCUCGUGGGCAACAUCCGCAAGCAGAAGGAGGAGAUCGGCAAGAUCCUGGAGGACACCAGGGCGCUGCAGAAGGAGAUCAACGCCCUGGUGGGGAAACUGGAGAGAACCUUCAGCGUCACCGACGAGCUGCUCUUCAAGGUGGGCAGGGGCCCCCCUCGGUGCCCCCACCCCCAGAACUGCGCGCAGCUGAUCCGAACCAUCGAGGACACCGGCACCAUCCAGAGGGAGAUCCGGGACCUGGAGGAGCAGCCCCCCAAAAUCGCCCCCAAAAGUUCCUUUGUGGUGUCAAUAAAUCCCCAUGCAGCAGUUUUGGGGUGA
Camarhynchus parvulus is the source of this 666-nucleotide messenger RNA. It is a transcript of the gene CCDC22, whose product is annotated as coiled-coil domain containing 22. The transcript is spliced from 7 exons. The record is from RefSeq and is a predicted model, not a curated record. Lineage: Eukaryota; Metazoa; Chordata; Aves; Passeriformes; Thraupidae. Gene Ontology annotation, molecular function: cullin family protein binding. The coding region runs from base 1 to 666 and encodes 221 amino acids. Gene Ontology annotation, biological process: positive regulation of ubiquitin-dependent protein catabolic process.